CCCGCCGGCCUUCCCGUGCUCCCGGGGCACCGUGGAUAACUGCGGCCGCCCCCGGCCUCCUCCUCGGCCGUCGCUUCUCCCCGCUGCCCUCGGGCCUGCCACGAGCUGCCGCCACAGUCUCAUCCCCUGGCCCGCGUCCUGGGACGUUCUGGCUAACAGAAAGCCGACUGCUGCUUGGAUGGAGCAUUCCCUCCCUAAACGCCGCUCAGGACCGUGUCCACCACUGCAUCCCCGGGCCUCAGGGGGCCUGGCGGGCGUGGGGUCGCCAGGGCCUCAGCGGCUCCCGCCCUCCCCUUGACCCAGCCGUCCCGGGCCUGGCACAACUCCUGUGGACAGACCCCCUCCUCCAACCCCACCCCCAGGCCCAGGAGGAAACCGAGGCGGGAAGGGCCUGACGUCACACAGCUGCAGGACAGGGGCUGAGGCGAGACCCAGCUCCGUGCAGGCCUCUCCCCGGCCCCGCAGAGCCCGCUUUUCCCCAGGACGGGGCCGGGGGAGCGGGGAGGAGGGUGCAGGCGUGUCCCGCAGCAGCCGACUCCGGCUGGUUUCCCCUCACGGGGAGCAGGCCCUCCACCAGGGACCAGAUCCAAACCCGUCCAACUGCCCCGGACGACCCAGCACCGGGCGACUAUCCACUCCAACGCGUUACGCAACCCGGCCCCCAGCGAGUGACUGCAACAGGCCGCUGGGCCGCAGACAAGCAGGCGGAGGCGCAGGGCGGGGGGACUGGGGGCGGAUUUUUGCUUUGCUUUGUGUCUCGUUUCUGCUCCCCAGCCCGGCUCGGGCCCUGAGGUUGCUAGGUGGGGAAGGAGGCAGGUGAGGGGGCCCCGGGAGACACCCCCUAUCAGGGUCCGGGCUGAGCAGGCCCCGGGCGAGGGGAGGCCUUUCCCGGCCGUGUGGGCACACGUGCCGCCGGCCGAGCUGUGACCCCCCCCCCAGUAGGACCCUGAUGAGAAAGUCCACCCUCCCCGUCUGAAGCCCAGUGGUGUCUGGUCCAAGAGUCACGAACAGGAUCACCCCCGUGCGCCCGGCACACAGGGCCGUCACUUGGGGGCGGGGAGGGCCCCACUCCCCCCCAGCCUCCUCUGUGCACAGGGUCCCCUCCCUCGUCAGCAGGGCUGGGGGACGGGCUUGAAGAGGAGCCCGCCGUGGGGACCCUCACGCCCCGUGGCCCGCCCACCCGCCAGGGAUCUUUUCUCACGCCCAGAUGGUGAGCCCAGCCCGAGGCCAGACCCGGGGACCCCAGACCCCGCCACCACGUGCUCCGUCUUCCCAGCAUGAGCCAGGCCGUUCCCCCCCACCCUACAGAGACCCAGCGAGGCAGCACCUUAUUCUCUCCAUUUCAGUGAUGAAGAAACCAAGGCUCGGAGUGCUUGAGUAACUUGUGGCCCCCUGCUCCCCAGUGGGGGCACCCCCAAAAGCCUGACGCUGUGCCACCCACCCGGGACCAGCCCCACAGGGUUGGGGCAGGGAAGCUGGACGAGGGUGGGUCGGCCUCCCGAGAAGGCCCCUAGCCCGUCCCAGACCGCCUGGGGUGGCAGGGAAGGAGCAGAGGCCAGCAGGGUUCAUGCUUCCCCGGCCACCAGGAAAAGGAGGCCUGGUCUGGGACAGCCUGAGCCCGGCUCCCACAGCGAGAGCUCUGGUGGGCCCCGCUCUGGCUCCCCGUGGGGACACAACCCUGCCUCCUCUCUUCGGAGGCAUCCAGGUCCAGCAGCCAUCCCAGACCUCGUCCCCCAAACCCGGCUGUGGUCAAACCACCCCCCCCAAGGGCUUAUCUGACACCCUUAGGCUGACACCCUUAUCUGACACCCUCACAGCCUCUGCUCCCCUGGGACCAGGGAGCCACAAAGCUUUCCAAAGAAUGCAGACUCCAGGGCAGGGCAGAGCCAGGGCCCUGGGAGGAAUUCCCCGCACAGCUGCAGGUUGCACAACGGGCCAGGUCUCUACCUGCCUCUGCAGUGUUGCAAGGACCCACCGCCCUUCAGGCUGGAGAACAGAGCGAGGGCAGAGGCCGGUGCUUCCCCCACCCUCAGGGGGGCAGGGUCCGGGCCUCCCAGACCUCGCAGCACUCAGCCCUGGCCACAGAGGACGCCUUGCAAACCUCUCUGCAGUUGCCAGGGCUCCCUGCCCCCUACAAGUCAGACUGGCCGCCUGGCCCAGCUGCGGAGCUCAGAUGCCCAGACCGCCAGGCACCGCUCACCCUGACCCUGGGGACCCACAGCACAGAGCCUGGGACCUGGGCCUGCACUUCCCCAGGCCUUCUCCCGCCAGCCUGUUCAAGGAGGGGGGAUGCAGGGUAACCGGCGGCGGCAUCGGCGAACAAUUCUGGAGGAGUGAUGAUGACCACGGACACGGCCUCGCCAUUCAGCUCCUGGUGACAGAGCUCAAUCCCAGUAGCCGCGGACGCCGGCAGGCCCAGGACGGCAACGGCGUGGCACACACCUCUCCUGCCCCUGAUCUCCCUGCUCGCCAUCACUGCACCUCUCCGAGGCCCCAGAACUUCUCCCGCUGAGCCCCUGGCGGCCACGACCACACCUGUGGAACACUGCCCCGAACUGCAGACACAGCUUUCUAAAAGCACCCUCAGCGUGGCUCGGAGAUGUGUUUGGAGCUGUCCAUGAGUCUUUCCAACAUCACCAGGGAGACGUCAGGCAUGCCAAGUCACAGAUGGCUCGGCUCGCCAAACAGG
This is a messenger RNA of Delphinapterus leucas (beluga whale), 2689 nucleotides long. The record is from RefSeq and is a predicted model, not a curated record. Lineage: Eukaryota; Metazoa; Chordata; Mammalia; Artiodactyla; Monodontidae.